Messenger RNA from Chelmon rostratus (copperband butterflyfish), 1398 nucleotides. It is a transcript of the gene txn2, whose product is annotated as thioredoxin 2. The record is from RefSeq and is a predicted model, not a curated record. Gene Ontology annotation, molecular function: protein-disulfide reductase activity. Gene Ontology annotation, cellular component: mitochondrion. The transcript has 4 exons. Gene Ontology annotation, biological process: cell redox homeostasis. The coding region runs from base 96 to 614 and encodes 172 amino acids. Lineage: Eukaryota; Metazoa; Chordata; Actinopteri; Chaetodontiformes; Chaetodontidae.
UGAGAAGUCAUAUAAAGCCUGUCGGUCUAUCUGAACCAAAGCGGAAGUACUUCGUUGGUCCGCGAGGCCAAGAUCAACGCUAGGUGAACGGCAAGAUGGCUCACAGGCUCCUAGCACGUAGAAUUUGGACGCUGUCUGCAAAAGAAAUCCGCUGCGUCCUACCAUCCUCUGCCACCACAGCCUCCUCGUCUUUUUCCACCUCCCUGCACUCCGCCACAACCCGGGACUCCUUCCUCUCUCCCUCGCGCACUCUGCCUCGCUCCCUUCCUCACACCUCCCGCCGGGAAGUCUCCUUCAAUGUUCAGGACCACGAGGACUUCACAGAGAGGGUCAUUAACAGCCAGCUGCCCGUGCUGAUUGACUUCCAUGCACAGUGGUGUGGUCCCUGUAAGAUCCUUGGGCCGAGGUUGGAGAAGGCUGUUGCAAAACAGAAAGGCCGUGUUGCCAUGGCAAAAGUUGACAUAGACGAUCACACAGACCUGGCUAUCGAAUACGGGGUGUCUGCCGUUCCGACAGUAAUCGCCAUGCGAGGAGGUGACGUCGUGGACCAUUUUGUGGGCAUCAAAGAUGAUGAUGAGCUGGACUCAUUUGUCAGCAAGAUCAUUGGACAAUAAAACCAACUGUCCCCGCCCUGCCAUUCACCACUGUUACGGUGCUGUUUUGUAUGAUUCUGGCAUGGUCGGCAGCCCGUAGCCACCAUUGUGAGCCUGUUUUAGCAACAGUCAACAAAUCAACAAACCGUGGCACGGUCCCAGAUGGCAGACUCUCAAACUGCUCACACACCCAUCCCAAGACACACUGCUUCAUUACUGCAUCUGUUUCUGUGUCUCCAGCUGUUUCUUUUGUCUAGUGAUGGGUGUGUGCCUCUGUAAACCUUUUAGUUCAUGCCAAGCUCCAUUUUGCAGCAGUUCAGUUUCUCUUUUAUAAUGUGACGGCUCCAUGGUUCUUUUCUCACUACUAGUGCAGCCGAGCCGGUGUGUAACCGUUUGCUGUAAAAGUCUGUAGAAUGGGAAAUACACCGCUGUACUGCACUUACACUUUAUAACAUGGGGGAGGAACAAGUCUAGUUUUAGUGGUGGAGAGGAUUUAACUUAAAACCUGACCAUGUUGAAUGAGGUUUUUGACAGUGUUACCUGUAGUUCCUGCUUUUGUCCACGUGAUGGUGGCAUUUCUCUAACAGCGCAAAGCCACACAUGGUCAUUUCACACCAUUAUGCCUAAUAAUGUGAGUAAGGAAGACGUGCGUUUCUUUGUGUGUGUGUGUGUGUGUGUGUGUCUCUGGUUCCUGACUGUGAAACGUAAGUCAAGCAAGAGUUGAAAAUAUGAGUUUGAUUUAGUUUAUUACUAAAAUGAACUCUCUGUACCGGAAACAUGACCAAGUGAAGUAAUAAAGGAGUCA